AUGGUUUUGGAUGAUAUCGCCAAGAAGCAAUAUAUAGAAGAGAAACAGGAUAGAGCUAAGCAUAGAUCCUUAGGAGACAUCAGAUGUAACGUAGAACCUGGAAGAGAAGUCAUUGCAAGUAACUCUCUGACAUUGGCAUCGUUCUUGACCAAAAAACUGAAUAUCGGAGGCAAAAGAGUGAAUAUUGCAAUUUGGGAUACCGCAGGUCAGGAGAGGUUCCAUGCUUUGGGUCCGAUAUAUUACAGAGAUUCUAAUGGAGCCAUAUUAGUGUACGAUAUCACAGAUGAAGACUCAUUUCAGAAGGUGAAGAAUUGGGUGAAAGAAUUGCGGAAAAUGUUAGGAAAUGAUAUUUCUUUAUGUAUUGUAGGUAAUAAAUUAGACCUUGAAAAGGAUCGUCAUGUAUCUGUUGAAGAAGCAGAGGUGUACGCUGAAUCAGUUGGAGCAAAACACUUCCAUACGUCGGCUAAGUUGAACAAGGGAAUUGAAGAACUAUUUCUUGACCUUUGUAAAAGAAUGAUAGAAACAGCUCAAGCCGAAGAAAGGGCAAAAGGUAAUGGCAAUGGCCAAUCUGCAAACACAAGAAGAGGUGUACAGAUAGUUGAUGAUGAACCCCAACAACAGAGCAGUGGAGGAUGCUGUUCUUAACCAACCAAAACUGUUGAGCUUUGUUUUUGACAUGGAGACUGCCAUGCAUCGCAUCACAUUUCUUAUCAGCCGAAUGUUGUGUGUUAAGAUAAAACUCACCUUUAAAGGACUAAAAGUGCUAAACAAAGUGGAAUGUGUGACCAGAAGGUUUUGCUUUUCCUUUUUUUUUACACUUGUCUGAACAGAAAUGAUCAAUGGCCUUUGUCAUGAACCUUAUAUAGAAUUGUCUUUUUUUAAAUUGAAAAGCUGUAUAAUUUGCAUGAAGCAUUUUAGCGUGUAGAAGCUCCAGUUGUAUUGUCCUUUUAAAAUCAAAUCUCUAUUAUUUAAUAACUUAUGUACAUGUUGAAUAGUACACAUUUGACUAUUUUUGAACAUUACUAAAUGUGAAAAUUCAGUCAAUUAUUUUCUAGUUUGAGCAGGGUUUUGCACAAGACUCUCCCUAUUAUGAGUUUAUUCAUCUAUUUCUUAAUAUGGUGAAAAUAUGCAUAGAAAUGUCAUAUUAAAUAUUUUAUCCACUUUAUAGGGCGUGUACAUCUUAUAAACUUUAGUUUUUCCAAGAGCCAGUGUGAAUGAGGGUUGAAAGCAUUUAAAUAAUGGCCCGGCUUUUGCUGUAACAAAUGUUCUAAUGGCAUCGACUGUUGAGUAGACUUAUUCCUCAAUGUUUAGAUUUUCCGUUUUGAAGGGCAAAUUGCUGGAAUUUGUAGUUGAUAAUGCUGUGGAUGAGGGAAACAUGGCACCUGGGGCUCAAGUGAGCAAGACCAGCAACUGUGUCUCCUUAAUUUAUGAGGCUGAAGGAUUGAGGAGUAAAAAAGGAACAAUGGAAAAAGAAGUGUAAAUUACUGGAUGAAUUUGAUGUCAAUUAAAUGGAGCAAAAAAUAUUGGAUUUAGAGAGAAGCGAAACCAAGGAAAAAUACAUUUUUAAAAAAUAAAAUUUUAUAUUUUUAAGACCUUCAAUUAGUACCUAAAACAAUACAAUUCCACACCUAAGUGUUAAUUUUCAAUGCUGGGAUCUUGGAUGGCAAUUUUUGACUGUUAUUAGAUAUUUUAAGAGAUACUUGCAUUUGUAAUAACAAUAAUUAACUUCAUGACAAGUUUUAGUUUGCAUCCACUGUGCAAAUAAGCACAUUCAUUGCAUCUCAAUUAUGAAACACUUUCAUGAAACUAACUUGGACAGCAAUUUUAAGAUAUUGACAUUGACUAUGCAUAUGCUUCUCAACUGAAUUUGCUGUCUGAUCUAUGUGCUUAAAUAAUGAGGAGAACUAUUUAGUCUGUUACUUUGACAGUAAAAUCUGGGCCAUUGUUUCUGUUAAAGUACAUUUAUCUCAACAAAAUUUGAAAUAAAGGGGCAAAAUUGGUCUUUCGUAGUGUGAAAAGAGUGAUAACGAAACCACCCCGAGACCAUUUCCCUACCAACAUUUUGGAACUGAAGUAGGCCUUGCAAAUUGACAACAAAGGUCUGAGGAAAAGUACAAUUUAUUGAUUUUUUUUUUUGUGCGCAGUGUAUGUGAGGAGGAAUGUAAUUUUUUUUGGAUUAUGGUUUAAAAGUGCAAUGCAAAAUUUCUUACCUGUAAAUCUAAAUCAAUGUAAUAAAUGCACUAAAGAGCCAUUUGUGUUAAA
Rhincodon typus (whale shark) is the source of this 2262-nucleotide messenger RNA. RefSeq names its product ras-related protein Rab-21. The record is from RefSeq and is a predicted model, not a curated record. The transcript is spliced from 7 exons. The coding region runs from base 1 to 645 and encodes 214 amino acids. Gene Ontology annotation, molecular function: GTPase activity; GTP binding. Lineage: Eukaryota; Metazoa; Chordata; Chondrichthyes; Orectolobiformes; Rhincodontidae.